Messenger RNA from Scheffersomyces stipitis CBS 6054, 972 nucleotides. It is a transcript of the gene PRE9, whose product is annotated as proteasome core particle subunit alpha 3. NCBI's taxonomy places the organism in Eukaryota, Fungi, Ascomycota, Pichiomycetes, Serinales, Debaryomycetaceae. Gene Ontology annotation, biological process: ubiquitin-dependent protein catabolic process. The transcript has a single exon. The record is from RefSeq and is a predicted model, not a curated record. Gene Ontology annotation, cellular component: cytosol; nucleus; proteasome core complex, alpha-subunit complex. Bases 167 to 928 code for a protein of 253 amino acids.
AAUUGCGUUGUCUUUGGCUCGAUCUUUAGAGGAAGACCCACAAACAUCGUAGAAACGACUACUGGAUUUCAUUUUGCUGGAUUUUCAGAAGACAAAUUUGAAAAAUCUCAAAAUAGUCUGAACUUUUGUAUUCAAUUUAGAAGUCCCAAUCUCAUAAUACACUAAUAUGUCCAGAAGAUACGACUCCAGAACAACCAUUUUCUCGCCUGAGGGCAGAUUGUACCAAGUGGAAUAUGCGCAAGAGGCAAUUUCCAUGGCUGGGACUGCCAUUGGUAUCUUGUCUACUGAAGGAGUGGUGUUGGCCUGUGAGAAAAAAGUCACAUCCAAGUUGUUGGAUAACGAUGGUUCGGCAGAAAAGUUAUACGUCAUCAACGACAACAUGAUAUGUGCUGUAGCUGGGAUGACUGCUGAUGCCUCUAUCUUGGUGAACAACGCCCGUGUCAAUGCGCAGAGCUACUUGAAAACUUACAACGAAGAGAUUCCUUGUGAAAUCUUGAUCAAACGAGUCUGUGACAUCAAGCAGGGAUACACACAACACGGUGGUUUAAGACCGUUUGGUGUAAGUUUUUUGUAUGCGGGAUAUGACGACCGCUAUCAGUUCCAGUUGUUCACGUCGAAUCCUUCAGGAAACUACUCAGGCUGGAAGGCUACCAGCAUUGGAGCCAACAACUCUGCAGCCCAGACGUUGUUGAAAAAGGACUACAAGGACGACUUGUCGUUGAAGGAAGCCUGUGAAUUGGCCAUCAAGGUCUUGUCGAAGACCAUGGACUCGUCCAACUUGAACAGCGAAAAGUUGGAGUUUGCUACCUUGAGCUUGUCUAAAAUUAAUCCCGGUCAGGUGAUCCAUAAGAUCUGGAAGGAUUCUGAUAUAGACUCGUUGAUCAAGGAGUCAGGUGUUUUGGACGACAAAAAUACCGACGACGACUAGAUACAUACGAAUAAACUAACAAAGGAAUAAAGUAGAAAUAUGUU